Molecule: messenger RNA, 671 nt
Organism: Eruca vesicaria subsp. sativa (arugula)
Lineage: Eukaryota; Viridiplantae; Streptophyta; Magnoliopsida; Brassicales; Brassicaceae
Source: the annotation of a GenBank genome assembly
CUCAAUUCUAAUCAACUACAUAAACUCAUAAUAAAAUGAAUCCUAUGUUUUACUCCCUUCUUGCCUUAACCGCUGUUUUGGCUGCCACCGCAAAUGCCGGUGGACCGCCAGUUCUCGACAUUUACGGUGAUGCCAUAUUCGGCGGCAGUUACUACGUUCUCCCCGCCAUCUCCGGCCCUGCAGGUGGCGGUCUGACUCUCGUCACCCUUGCUGACAAGCAGUGUCCUCUCUAUAUCGGGCAGGAAACUUCAGAGGUGGAGAGGGGCAUUCCGGUAAAAUUCUCAAACUGGAGGUCUAUAGUUGGGUUCGUUCCUGAAUCAACGGACCUCAACAUCGAGAUGGAUGUUGCUACGAUCUGCGUCCAGCCAACCUACUGGUCGGUUGUUCCGUCAAACUUGCCCAUUUUCAGUUUUUACGUAGAGGCUGGUCCUAAGCCGAAACUUGGAGAAGAUUCGUGGAAGAGUUUCUUCCAGAUCAAAAAAUCUGGAGAAUUUCAUAACGGCUACUAUAUUGAGUUUUGUCCUAACGGUGGUGGUUGCGUUAGUGUCGGGAUAUCCACGGACGAGUAUGGCGUUCGGCGUUUGACCUUAUUAGGCUCUACGCCAUUCCCUUUUGUGUUCAUGAAAGCAAGUGAGACAGAGACUUCGCCCAAAACUAUGUCUAUUAUCUAA